ACACUGUUACCAGUCAAACGUUCGAAUUGACAACGCGUGGAUCCCACUCUGCUGUUUAGGUCUGCUGAAAUACGUCAUCGAAAUGGUGAAAAAUUCAAGUGUUUUGUUCCUGCUCCUCGUUGGCACUGCAAUCGUCGCCUGUAUAGCUGCAAAACAGACAGAUAUUUGUGAGAAUGAGACAGGACGUCUGAGAUGCAGAGGCAGUGAGACCAUCCGUAUCAAGAACGCGUGGUACGGUUCUACAAGAAAUAGCAACUGCAGAGGUGACACUGAAAGAUGCAACACCCUAGAGAAAGCAGACAAGGACACUUUGGAUAGAAUGAGAAAUCGCUGCAACAGAAAGGGCUCCUGUGAUCUGACCCCAGCGAACAGACUAUGGGGCAGUGACCCCUGCCCGGGCACAGCCAAACUUCUCCGUGUCGAAUACGACUGCAAGUAAAUUAACAGAAUACCACGACGACGUCAGAACGGCUUAGUCGGAUUUCGAGGGCAAGCUCAUUGUGCUAGUAUUGAAAUUCUCUCGUCAUACUUUUAGUUGACUCAAAUACCAACAUCAGAUACAUGUAAAACCGGCUUGAGCAAAAAAGAGCAUUGGACAUCGAAAAGAAGCAUUUUUGGCAUUUUUGUUUUAUUCUGGAUUUAAAAAAUAAACCGUUUCCUAGCUACUUAGCGUUCUAUAUA
This is a messenger RNA of Priapulus caudatus, 681 nucleotides long. RefSeq names its product adhesion G protein-coupled receptor L1-like. Gene Ontology annotation, molecular function: carbohydrate binding. The transcript has 6 exons. The coding region runs from base 83 to 439 and encodes 118 amino acids. Lineage: Eukaryota; Metazoa; Priapulida; Priapulimorpha; Priapulimorphida; Priapulidae. The record is from RefSeq and is a predicted model, not a curated record.